AGUCACCCGUCCGCUGCUUCCAGAGACAUCGCCUUGCCGGAGAGAGAGAGAGAGAACCCUAGCAACCGCCGUACAGCGCCGUCCACCGCCGAUCCGCCACCCAUGGCGCUGCGAACUCUGGCGGCGAGGGUGCGGACUUCGAGCGCCGCGGUCCGCCUCCAGACGCCGGCCGUCGGCCGCCCCAACCUCCACUCCGCCGCCCGCCGCCUCUCCCCUCCGGCCGGCGGCCCUCCCCGCCUCACCCCCAGCAGGAAUCUGGGAAGUUCUCCACGUGAAGAUGCUGCUCGGAAGAUGGUGCUUGAGACUGCUGCCACACUUGAACAUCUGGAGAAGACUUACGAAACGUUCAAGGCACGCGUUGGAUUACUAGAGAAGGCAGCCACGUUUCUGAAGUGGUCGUGGGCUUGCAUUAUCCCUGUGCCUUUGGUUUACGCCAUUGCGCAGCAUUAUUAGGAUAAAGAGGAACUGGCCCUUGUGAUUUGAACCGGGUUAUUUAAUAUCUGUGGUCUUUAUCAUCAGCUGUACUCAUCACACUACUCAACCGUGUCAUGGUUAUGCUAAGUGCAUCAUCAAAAAUGCCACUCUAAAACGUUACUGUACCAUAUUGACAGCCAGAUUUGCCUGAUAUGUAUGCCCUUGCACCCACCUGUUAUCAA
Molecule: messenger RNA, 656 nt
Organism: Triticum dicoccoides
Lineage: Eukaryota; Viridiplantae; Streptophyta; Magnoliopsida; Poales; Poaceae
Exons: 3
Coding region: 103-453 (116 amino acids)
Source: RefSeq, a predicted model, not a curated record